AUGGGGCCAUCAGAUGAUGGCAACCCUCAAGGACCUCCUCCACCUCCAGGCAGCAAUCAGAGGACUCAUCAUCCAGGUGAUGUCAACCCUCAAGGACCUCCUCCACCUCCUGGCUGUACACGGCAUCCUCCGCCACCUCCUCCCCCGCAUGCUCCUCCCAAUGGCCCUACAGGCAGCACUCAGGGGGGGCUCACCAUCCAGGUGAUGCCACCCCUCAAAGACCUCCUCCCCCGCUUGGCCCAACUAGCAGUGCCCUGCGUGCUACUCCCAAUGAACCUACAGGCAGGACUCAGGGGGCUCAUCACCCAGAUCGGCGCGACCACGCCCCCACCCUCGUCGACGCCACCGCACCGGAUCGCCGUCACUGUUGACCCCUCUCCCCUCGCUCCUCCUCCCGAUCCAAUCUGGAUCGGGGCCGACCGCGUCGCCCGUCGCCGCGCAAACCCCGCCGCCACCUUGCCGACACCGCACGGCGCCACCCCGCCAUCGCUGGCGCCCGCCUCCUCAACCCUUCGCCUCAUGUGGAUCCGGUCGGGUCAGCCGAUGCCCCUGACGCCCCACUCCUCGCCGCUCGCCUACGCCGGACCUCCUCCUCUACGUCGCCGUCGUCCCCGUCCUCCUCCCCAAAGACUCCACCGAGCCUCGCCGACCCUCGCCUCUGCAACGCCGGUGAGGCCACGGCCUCCCUCUCCUCUCCUCCCCCUCUCUGUUGCACGUCACCGUGCCUGCACCCCGUUCGCCCCUGCUCGACCCAGCGCACGCCCACGCGCUCCUGUGCGCCCCCGCGCGCGACCCGCGCCAACCAGCCGCAGCCACGGCGCCGGUCGCCCCCUGCUGCCUACACCCGCCGCCGUCUCUGCCCUGCGGCACCUGGCCACGUCCGCCCGGGUCGCCGUCAUCGUCCGGGGCCUCAUCCCACUCCCGCUGCGUCUGCCGUCCGCUGCGGCGGACCUCUCCGCCAACCGCGCCACCCUGCUCCGGCCGUCGGAGCCAGGCCGUGCGCCCGCUCCUUCGCCCGCUGCCCGCGGCGCCUUGUCGGGCUGGCGCUCGUCGCCCGAUCCACCCGGCGCCCGUAACCGUCCGCCCGCUAAGGCGCUUAGGCCUAUGACAUAUGGGACCCACCCCCAGAACGAAAAGAAAAAAAUAGAAGAAUAA
Aegilops tauschii subsp. strangulata is the source of this 1155-nucleotide messenger RNA. NCBI's taxonomy places the organism in Eukaryota, Viridiplantae, Streptophyta, Magnoliopsida, Poales, Poaceae. The record is from RefSeq and is a predicted model, not a curated record.